Molecule: messenger RNA, 1510 nt
Organism: Aspergillus piperis CBS 112811
Lineage: Eukaryota; Fungi; Ascomycota; Eurotiomycetes; Eurotiales; Aspergillaceae
Product: trafficking protein particle complex subunit 13
Exons: 3
Coding region: 19-1038 (339 amino acids)
Cellular component (GO): TRAPPIII protein complex
Source: RefSeq, a predicted model, not a curated record
CCGGGACACCCUUUUAUCAUGGUACCUUGGCUGAUCUUGUCCAGUAUUGCGGUAAGCACCGAACUUGACCCGACGGCUCCGCUUGUUCCUAAAUGUGCAAGGCUAUCGCGACCUUCCUUAUCCUAUCAGUACCCCCUCCCGGCAGCAGACACGAAGAUCUCAAGCAAAGCAUCACUCAGCUAUCCCGCCGAUAAUGUCGACGAUCAGUUCAUCCUCACCCCCAAUUUAACCCUCCCUCCGGCGUUUGGAUCUGCGUAUGUGGGUGAGACGUUUGCAUGCACUCUCAGUGCCAACAAUGAGUUGCCAGACGAGGAGACGUCGCGUGUCGUCACAUCGGUUCGUAUAGUGGCAGAGAUGCAAACACCAUCACAGGUAGCGGCAUUAGACCUAGAACCGGCCGAAGACACGGCUUCGAAGGACGGGGUGCAGAAGGGCCAUUCACUACAAAAAAUAGUACGGUUUGAUCUCAAGGAGGAAGGGAAUCACAUCCUGGCGGUUAGCGUCAGCUACACGGAGACAUUGAUUGGGUCGGACGCGCAAGCAGCCAGCGGGCGUGUGAGAACCUUCCGCAAGCUUUAUCAGUUCGUGGCACAGCCCUGUUUGAGUGUUCGAACCAAAUCUUCAGAGCUGGCGCCCCUGGAAGUCGAGAACAAGUCACUCGGACCAUAUGGCAAGACCCGGCUGCUCCGGUUUGCUCUGGAAGCGCAACUAGAGAACGUAGGCGAUGGUCCUGUGGUGGUCAAGCAAACGAGGCUCAACCCGAAACCGCCAUUCAAGGCCGUAUCUCUCAAUUGGGAUCUACAAGGACCGGAUCAAGCGGAUCCGCGGCCACCGACUCUACAUCCGCGGGAUGUCUUGCAGGUUGCAUUCCUCGUCGAGCAAGAAGAGGGCCAACAGGAAGGGCUGGAGACCCUGCAGAAGGACAUGAAACGCGACGGACGCGCCGUGCUGGGCCAGCUGUCGAUUGAGUGGAGAGGCGCGAUGGGCGACAAAGGAUUCCUAACGACAGGUAAUUUGAUGACGCGAAGACGGGCAUGAGACAGACCAAUCGGACGUAAUAUUUCCUGCUUACUGUCUCUCUGCUGUGUACCUGAACUGCAGCGGGCUUUUCUUGGCCUUUGACCCCCCUUGUGUAACAACAACAGACACACAUUCCAGACACUGCAGCCAACGAUGCCAGCGCAGAUCCCGACGAACCCUCCAGCUCCGUGUGUGGCAGUCUGAAGACUCACAAGCUCACCGGUGAUUUUCCUCAACCAAUCACCGACUCCACGGAGGCAUGCAUCAGCACACAAGAUGAAUGGAUGAGACGGGAGCCAAGCGGAUGUUGCACGGAUGCGAACCUUCUCAGGGCAGCCAAUCCCAAUCCCCUAGCUUACGACACUUUGCGUGGUGGUUACACACGUUUAACGGGGACAAAGAAAAACGACGAGACUAACAUCAUAUGUUCGGGGGCUUAUCUGAGGGAGUCUAGUACUAGUCUAGGGGUGUACAGAAGAAACAAAAAAAA